Molecule: messenger RNA, 4962 nt
Organism: Kazachstania africana CBS 2517
Lineage: Eukaryota; Fungi; Ascomycota; Saccharomycetes; Saccharomycetales; Saccharomycetaceae
Gene: SNF2
Product: SWI/SNF catalytic subunit SNF2
Exons: 1
Coding region: 1-4962 (1653 amino acids)
Biological process (GO): positive regulation of transcription by RNA polymerase II
Cellular component (GO): nucleus
Molecular function (GO): DNA binding; histone binding; ATP binding
Source: RefSeq, a predicted model, not a curated record
AUGGACAUUACUGUACCCGAUCGACCACUUUCUAAGGAAGAAAUUAAUCGUUGCUAUUUAAGGUGGCAACAACUCCGUAACGAACACGGUGAGAAUGCACCCAAUGUACCAGAGUUUAUUUACUUUACAAAAAUUCUUCAGACAGCUGCUAAACAACAGCAACAACAAGAACUGCGACAAAGACAACAAAGCAACAGCCAACCAGACAAAACAACACCUCAGGAAUUGCCAAAUGCUUCUCAUUCUGCUCCUCAGAAUGUUGAUAACUCACAACUGCCUCUUUCUAGCCAAGGACAACAACAAUUACCACUAAAUCCUGUAAAUAACAGUUCACCUCUUGCUGAAAAUGCAGCGAUACCAAAUGGAUCUAUCCAUUCAUCUUCUAUGAACCAACAAGAUUCUAUGUCAUCCGCGUACAAAUCUCAAAAUGGAGCAAUGGAAGACAGCGUAAGAUCACCCACAAGUCAAAAUCCGAAUAAUAAUAUCGCAUCUUCAAUUUCCCAUAGACAGAGUAUUGCCACAAGCCCGAAGACUGUCGAUAACUCAAGGAGUAAUGCACAUAUAUCAAACCUACAAUCGCAUCAAGCACACUUAUUACAACAAGCACAGUUGGCGCAACAGGCUCAAUUAUCACAACAGACACCGUUAACGCAACAAACUCAACACGAGCAACAAACAUUACAAAAACAUACGAACAUUUUCACUCAGGAACAAUCUGAUCUACUCAAAGCCCAGAUUGGCUCAUUAAAGUGUUUAGUUAACCAUCAACCGGUUCCUUUUGAAUACCAAAAUGUAAUACAAAAAUCUAUGAAUAAUCCGCCAGAUUUUCGAAAGAUGUUAAUGACCCUUGGUGAGUACGUCAGAACUAAGCAACAGCAGAAGCCUGCUCAAGCCAUAGGAAAUCCUCAGCAAGUACCACCAUCGCAAAGCCAAUCACAAGUUAACAAACCUCAGGGUAUAUCUCCUCCUGUUAAGCAGAAGGAUGAGAAGAAGCAAUCUAACAAGAUAUCAGCUGGAGUAGAAGAAAAUGACCUGAAUAAGAACAUAAGAAAUAAUGGCCCUGUCAAUGAUAACAAAUCUGUAAGAGAAGAAUCGAAGAUGACACAGAUCCAUACAAACACAAAGCAACAUAUUGAAAAGCAAAACAAAAAAAACCAAAUAGAUCAACAGCCGCCAAAACCAGUUCCUCCCGUACCAGUAAACGUCUUCCGGAAUUUACACCCUUCACUGGAAAAAGUUAUAGAUAUUGAGGAUGCCGAUAUUAUGGUAGACUCAUUCACUCUUCCUACCCUACCUGAAUCGCCAAUUGAUUAUAAUAGUCUCUUUCCGACUUCCCAAAAUCCAAAAUUGAACAUUCAGCCAGGUAUACUUCCCGAUGGUGUUGAUGUACAUGCUGCAGCUGAGAUUUACCAGACUUUAGUAGCGUUAAAUUUGGAUACUGCAGUCGAUGAUUGUUUGACAAAAACACUUGAUGAAUCAACUGAUGACAAAACAAAAGAAGAUGCCCUUUAUGACUAUUAUGCAUUACAACUACUGCCGUUACAAAAAGCCGUCAGAGGUCACCUUUUACAAUUUGAAUGGUACCAAAAUUCUCUUUUAACUAAUACACAUCCAAAUUUUCUUUCAAAAAUUAGAAAUAUCAAUAUUCAAGAUACUUUCCUCACAAAUGAACUAUAUAAAAAACAUGAACUGCUCCAUUAUAAGAAACAACAAAAAGAAAGAACUGUUAGGCUUGCUGCCAUUGCAAAUUCUUCCAUCGUCCGGUUCAAUGAACGAAUUGACAGGAGACAUAGAAGAAUAAAGUUUGGUGGUAAGCUGGUAACUUUGCAUGGUAAUCUGGAAAAAGACGAACAAAAAAGGCAGGAAAGGAAAGCAAAAGAACGUUUGCAGGCUUUAAAGGCAAAUGAUGAAGAAGCUUAUAUCAAACUGUUAGAUCAGACCAAAGAUACAAGAAUUACACAUUUAUUAAAACAGACGAAUGCAUUUUUAGAUUCUUUAACAAAGGCCGUAAAAGAUCAACAGAAAUAUACCAAAGAUAUGAUUGAGUCGCAUAUUAAUGAGGACUCUGAGGGCCCCGAAGGUUCUAUGCCCAAUGAGCCAAAAUAUGAGGACGACGAAGAAGAACAAGAAAAUAUAGAUUAUUAUAAUGUUGCUCAUAAGAUUAAAGAAGAGAUAACACAGCAACCUACCAUCUUGGUUGGAGGUACUUUGAAAGAAUAUCAAUUGAAAGGUCUGCAAUGGAUGGUUUCAUUAUUCAACAAUCAUCUGAACGGUAUAUUGGCAGAUGAGAUGGGUUUGGGUAAAACUAUCCAGACAAUCUCUUUAUUGACCCAUUUAUACGAGGCUAAAAAUGUCCAUGGCCCUUUCUUGGUUAUUGUACCCUUAUCGACACUAUCUAAUUGGAGUAAUGAAUUUAUUAAAUGGGCACCUACCUUACGAACCAUAGCAUACAAGGGCUCGCCAGCAGAAAGAAAGUCUAAACAAAGCCAAGUUAAAGCAGGUGAGUUUGAUGUACUUCUGACAACUUUUGAAUAUAUCAUAAAAGAAAAAGCUAUUCUUUCAAAAGUUAAAUGGGUUCAUAUGAUUAUCGAUGAAGGUCAUAGAAUGAAAAAUGCUCAGUCGAAACUGUCGUUAACAUUGAAUACAUUUUAUCAUUCUGACUAUAGAUUGAUUUUAACAGGUACUCCAUUGCAAAAUAACUUACCAGAAUUAUGGGCUCUUCUGAAUUUCGUGCUACCCAAAAUUUUCAACUCCGUUAAAUCGUUUGACGAAUGGUUUAACACGCCCUUUGCCAACACUGGUGGUCAAGAUAAAAUUGAACUAAGUGAAGAAGAAACAUUACUAGUCAUUAGAAGACUACAUAAAGUUCUACGUCCCUUCCUAUUGCGUAGAUUAAAAAAGGAUGUAGAGAGUGAAUUACCAGAUAAGGUUGAAGUGGUGAUCAAAUGUAAGAUGAGUGGUUUACAAGAAACUCUGUAUCAACAAAUGCUCAAGCACCGCAGAUUAUUUGUUGGUGAUCAUACCAAUAAAAAGAUGGUUGGCUUACGUGGUUUCAACAAUCAGAUAAUGCAGUUAAAAAAGAUCUGUAACCAUCCCUUUGUAUUUGAGGAAGUGGAGGAUCAAGUUAAUCCAACAAGAGAAACUAAUUUGAAUAUAUGGCGAGUAGCGGGAAAAUUUGAACUCCUACAACGUGUACUUCCUAAAUUGAAAGCUACCAAUCAUAGAGUGUUGAUUUUCUUCCAAAUGACUCAAAUAAUGGAUAUUAUGGAAGAUUUCUUAAGACUGAUGGACAUUAAAUAUUUAAGAUUAGAUGGUCACACGAAGUCUGACGAUCGUAGUCAACUUUUAAAGUUGUUUAAUGCCCCGGACUCGGAAUACUUCUGUUUUAUUCUUUCUACGAGGGCUGGUGGUUUAGGUUUAAAUCUUCAAACCGCUGAUACUGUUAUUAUUUUUGAUACUGAUUGGAAUCCGCAUCAAGAUUUACAAGCACAAGAUAGAGCUCAUAGAAUUGGACAGAAGAAUGAAGUUAGAAUCUUGAGAUUAAUUACGGAACAUUCUGUGGAGGAAGUCAUUCUGGAAAGAGCUCACAAAAAGCUUGAUAUUGAUGGUAAAGUUAUUCAAGCGGGUAAAUUCGAUAAUAAGUCUACUUCUGAGGAACAAGAAGCAUUAUUGAGAUCCCUUUUGGAGGCUGAAGAAGAACGUAAAAAGAGAAUAUCAAAUGGUAUUGAAGAAGAAGAAGAAGAGUUUGGUGAUAACCGUCUAAAUGAACUUUUGGCAAGAAAUGAUGACGAAAUGGGUAUAUUCAGUAAAAUUGACAGCGAUAGAAACGAGAAAGACAAAGAGGUCAAUUUAAAGAGCAGGCUGAUGGAAAAAGCUGAAUUGCCAAGCAUUUAUAGUCAAGAUAUUGGUGCUGAAUUAGAGCGAGAAGAGUCGGAGGCAGCCGCUCAAUAUAGUGGUAGGGGUACAAGAGAACGUAAGAGAACUACUUAUUCUGAUAUAUCGGAAGCCCAGUGGUUGAAACAGUUCGAACUAAGCGAUGAUGAUGAGGAUAAGAAAGCUCAAGAAACGCCCUCGGAAAUACAGACUGUAGAACCUAGCGGUAUUAUUGAUGAACAGGAUGAGUUUUUUGAAGAACUCGAUGAGGAAUCAAGAAAGAGAAAGAUUAACAAGCAUCGUAUAAGGCAGAAAAAGCUAAAGCUGGAUGAAGAUGAGGAUAGCAAUAUCCCAACAAGUCCCUCCAUCAGAGACGAACUGCAAAACGAAGCAAUCCAAACAACAUCUCCAUCACCUGAGAUUGAACCCAACAAUACUCACACUUCUACAACUUCGGGAAAAACGUCUAUCAAAUCUGCUAGAACCUCUACAAGGGGUAGAGGGCGUGGGAAAGCUCGUGGACGCAUACGAGGACGUGGCAGAGGUCGUGGUCGUCCUCCAAAAACAAAGAAUGGAUUGCAAUACCUGAGGAUACCAUCUAAUACGGUUCCUGUCGAAGAAAGAGAAAAGAUUUCUGAGAAGGUAAGGCUCCUGUAUAACUACGUACUUGAGUAUACCAACGUGUCAGGAAGGAAAUUAUCGGACAUCUUUUUAAUCAAGCCACCACGAAGUGUCUAUCCAGAUUAUUAUUUGUUAAUUAAAUACCCGGUGGCAUUGGAAGAUAUCAAUAAUCAUAUUGAAACAUUGGCGUUCACCUCGGUUAAAGAAGUUCUCGAAGAUUUCCAUUUGGUGUUUGCAAAUGCUAGAGUUUAUAAUACAGAGGAUUCAUUGGUUUAUCAAGACUCGCUGGAGCUGGAAGAUAAAAUUAUUGAAAAGUACAGGGAAAUCACAGGGGACGCUAACCCAAUUGACUUCUCAGAGUUUGAUCAAGUAUAUACAAGUUCCCCUUUAGUAGUAUCCACAGCGGCAACAACGACUGGUGAUCAUGAGUUCACACCUAACCAAGGAGAAGAGGAAGACACUUUCUAA